Micropterus salmoides (largemouth bass) is the source of this 3835-nucleotide messenger RNA. Its product is annotated as mucin-3A-like. The transcript is spliced from 13 exons. Lineage: Eukaryota; Metazoa; Chordata; Actinopteri; Centrarchiformes; Centrarchidae. The record is from RefSeq and is a predicted model, not a curated record. Bases 140 to 1915 code for a protein of 591 amino acids. Gene Ontology annotation, molecular function: oxidoreductase activity, acting on metal ions.
UUCUGCUGAGUUGUUGCACUGCUCUCUGACACACUACAUGCCUUACUCUCGUGGAAGGAAAAUCCCUUUCUGCGAAGACAUUCCUAAGGUUUCUUAUAUUUUUCUUAAAGAGAUGCAAUUUUUUUAAUCUUAUGGUUUCAUGGAAAUACUUUAUUUUAAGAUGUGGCUGUGGACGUUGGUUAGCCUAAGCAUCAUCACAAAAGUGUGCGGUUAUGCAAGUGGUUACUUCCCGGAAGUAUGUCAUACAAUGUCACCUAGGCAUAAAAAUAGAGGGGAAGUUCUCGCUCCUCAGAACACUCAACCGCCCUUUGAGGUCCGUUACGAACAUGGUAAAAAGGGAGACCCUAUUACAGUUUUUCUCAAGAGCAAGUCAUCCACACAGUUCAGGGGAUUUAUGUUGGAGGCUCGAAACAAAAGCAUGGUGGACGAUGGCCGGCCUGUUGGAAAAUUUAUCUUGCUUGACGCUAGAAAUUCUCAACUCCUGACGUGUGGUGAUAUAGUAGACUCAGCUGUGAGUCAAAAAAACAAUCAAAGAAAAUCUUUAAUUCGAGUUAACUGGACAGCUCCGGCAGAAGAGCUAGACAUCACUUUCAGAGCCACAUUUGUUGAGUCUUUUAAUAUAUUCUGGGAACGAGUGGAUGUGAAUGUCACUUCACCGCCACCACCACAAAGUACUACAAAGCCAAGUACCACGAUGAGUACUCAGCCAAGUAUUACUACAAGUACUCAGCGAAGUACUCCAGCAAGUACUACAAAGCCAAGUACUACAACGAGUAAUCAGCCAAGUACUACAACAAGUACUACAGAGACAAGUACUACGACAAGUAAUCAGCCAAGUACUACAACAAGUACUACAGAGACAAGUACUACAACAAGUAAUCAGCCAAGUACUACAACAAGUACUACAGAGACAAGUACUACAACGAGUAAUCAGCCAAGUACUACAGAGACAAGUACUACAACGAGUAAUCGGCCAAGUACUACAGAGACAAGUACUACAACAAGUAAUCAGCCAAGUACUACAACAAGUACUACAGAGACAAGUACUACAACGAGUAAUCAGCCAAGUACUACAGAGACAAGUACUACAACAAGUAAUCAGCCAAGUACUACAAGUACUACAGAGACAAGUACUAUGAGUAAUCAGCCAAGUACUACAGAGGCAAGUACUACAACAAGUAGUACAAUCGGUACUACGAAGACACCGAACAACACUGGGAGCAAAAGAAAGGGAGAAGCCACCAGGCUGAUGACCUUUGACGCUUUAUUUGAGGGACUGAAACUGGAACUACCUAACAUAAUCGCAACCACCCUCACCAGCAGCCCCUACCUUCAUCGUCUAAUUAAGGGGACACAGAUAUCCUGUUGUUUGCUUUGCACCGCAGUUGAAAUAUCGGCAGCAAUCUUGUAUUGUGUGUGUGAUUCCUCUGAAGUCACUCUCGUUGCUCUUGUGUGUGUGAUGAUAUUGAUUGAUUUGAUAGAGCUGGUAAUCCUGAGUCUGCCAAUUGGACCCAGUCAUGAGCUAAAGGAGAUCUGUGACCUUGCUGUCAAAGUGUGUUCUGUCAUCCAUAUGAUUUUUACAAUUGCUGUGAUCUUUACUGGUGUUAUCAAGACUGACAGUUGCAGUAAGAACAGGACAGAGUCUUGGCUUCUGAAAGUGAUGGUCGCUUACACAGCGUGGAUUUUGCUGUUUGUAAUUUGGGUUUUCGUAUUCACUGCUCACGGAAAAGCAAUACUGGGGGGAAGCAAAAUAGGGAGUUUAAAAACAGGUGAGGGAUGGAGGCAACAAAGAAGAAAGAAGACGCUCAGUGCAGCCAAUGUGAUUGUCACCGCUGUCUCAGUAAUCCUCGUCAUUGGAAACAUGUCCUUUGCUGCAGCUGUCAUUGCUGGGAUAUUUGGGUGUCUGGAAAAAUAGGCCUGUUCUGGUACUUUGCUUGCAUGUGAUUCACAGUUUUGUACAUAUGAUACCAGUACAACCUAACAGUUAGACUAAACAAACUGGAUAGUGUUAUUAACAUAUUACAUACCAUAAAAUGGGUUGUUCAUUUUCCAAGGAAGUUUAAUUGUUAGGUCAUAUAACAUCUUAUCAGAGUUAAGCCUGUCAACAAGGUGAAACUGCAAAUAUUUGCUAAAGAUCCACUUGCCUAUAAUUACUGUAUGUAUCACCUUGUGCCAGACAUACCAGUCGUCAUCAUCAGUUGGGGAAUGUUUUUAAUGUUGUGAUCAUGUCCUCAUGAGUAAUGUGUGGAAUGUGCUUAUCUUAUGAAAAACAAGCCUUGCUAUACUUCAUAUAGACUAGCUUAAGUAUUGAAUUCAUAAACAUAGAUGUUAUAAAAUGUGGAGAACUCACUCAUGACAUAAAUGUCCCCUUGUGUUUUAGGGCUAAAGGAAGGCCAAUGAGAUAAAACUUCAGCACAUACACUACCGUUCAAAAGUUUGGGGUCACCCAAACAAUUUUGUGUUUUCCUGAAAAGUCACACUUAUUCACCACCAUACGUUGUGAAAUGAAUAGAAAAUGGAGUCAAGACAUUGACAAGGUUAGAAAUAAUGAUAUGUAUUUGAAAUAAGAUCUUUUUUACAUCAAACUUUGCUUUCGUCAAAGAAUCCUCCAUUUGCAGCAAUUACAGCAUUGCAGACCUUUGGCAUUCUAGCUGUUAAUUUGUUGACGUAAUCUGGAGAAAUUGCACCCCACGCUUCCAGAAGCAGCUCCCACAAGUUGGAUUGGUUGGAUGGUCACUUCUUGCGUACCAUACGGUCAAGCUGCUCCCACAACAGCUCAAUGGGGUUCAGAUCUGGUGACUGCGCUGGCCACUCCAUCACCGAUAGAAUACCAGCUGCCUGCUUCUGCUCUGAAUAGUUCUUGCACAAUUUGGAGGUGUGUUUAGGGUCAUUGUCCUGUUGUAGGAUGAAAUUGGCUCCAAUCAAGCGCUGUCCACUGGGUAUGGCAUGGCGUUGCAAAAUGGAGUGAUAGCCUUCCUUAUUCAGAAUCCCUUUUACCCUGUACAAAUCUCCCACCUUACCAGCACCAAAGCAACCCCAGACCAUCAUAUUACCUCCACCAUGCUUAACAGAUGGCGUCAGGCAUUCUUCCAGCAUCUUUUCAUUUGUUCUGCGUCUCACAAACGUUCUUCUUUGUGAUCCAAACACCUCAAACUUGGAUUCAUCCGUCCACAACACUUUUUUUCCAGUCUUCCUCUGUCCAAUGUCUGUGUUCUUUUGCCCAUCUUAAUCUUUUUCUUUUAUUGGCCAGUCUCAGAUAUGGCUUUUUCUUUGCCACUCUGCCCUGAAGCCCAGAAUCCCGCAGCCGCCUCUUCACUGUAGAUGUUGACACUGGUAUUUUGCGGGUACUAUUUAAUGAAGAUGCCAGUUGGGGACCUGUGAGGCGUCUGUUUCUCAAACUAGAGACUCUAAUGUACUUAUCUUCUUGCUCAGUUGUGCAACGCGGCCUCCCACUUCUUUUUCUACUCUGGUUAGAGCCUGUUUGUGCUGUCCUCUGAAGGGAGUAGUACACACCGUUGUAGGAAAUCUUCAAUUUCUUAGCAAUGUCUCGCAUGGAAUAGCCUUCAUUUCUAAGAACAAGAAUAGACUGUCGAGUUUCAGAUGAAAGUUCUGUUUUUCUGGCCAUUUUGAGCGUUUAAUUGACCCCACAAAUGUGAUGCUCCAGAAACUCAAUCUGCUCAAAGGAAGGUCAGUUUUGUAGGUUCUGUAACGACCUAAACUGUUUUCAGAUGUGUGAACAUGAUUGCACAAGGGUUUUCUAAUCAUCAAUUAGCCUUCUGAGCCAAUGAGCAAACACAUUGUACCAUUAGAACACUGGAGUGAUAGUUGCUGGAAA